Molecule: messenger RNA, 2025 nt
Organism: Argentina anserina (silverweed cinquefoil)
Lineage: Eukaryota; Viridiplantae; Streptophyta; Magnoliopsida; Rosales; Rosaceae
Product: transcription factor ABORTED MICROSPORES-like
Exons: 9
Biological process (GO): regulation of DNA-templated transcription
Cellular component (GO): nucleus
Molecular function (GO): sequence-specific DNA binding; protein dimerization activity; DNA-binding transcription factor activity
Source: RefSeq, a predicted model, not a curated record
AUGGAUCUCUACCUUUGUUUUCUCUGCUGUGCUUUUGUUGCUUCUUUCAUUCUCGUCUUGUUUUACUUAGUAAUUUGUUCAGUACUACCCAAAUUCUCGAAAGCAAGACAAACUGCUCAUAUCAUCAGCUGCAAGCUAGGUGUCAUGAACAGUGUCAUCAUGUCAAGUCUCAUUCAGAGGCUUAGACCCCUUGUGGGUUUGAAAGGAUGGGAUUUUUGUGUUGUCUGGAAACUAAAUGAAGAUCAAAGGUUUGUUGAGUGGAUGGAUUGUUGCUGUUCCGGGACUGAAAUUACUCAAGGUGGUGGAUAUGAAGACCAUCUUCUUCUUCCAGUAGUUUCUGCAGUCCUUCCUUGUAGGGAUACCUUGGUGCAGCAUCCAAGAACCAGAUCUUGUGAUCUUAUUUCCAAAAUGUCUUCUACGGUUUCCCUAGACUCCGGGAUAUAUGCAGAGACUUUAGUGUCCAACCAACCGAGUUGGUUAAACUUCUGUAAUUCAAGCUCUUAUUUCUUUUGACACUUGCAGGAAGCUGUUGGGACCAGGGUUUUGAUGCCAAUACCAGGAGGACUAAUUGAGCUUCUUGUUGCCAAACAAGUACUCGAAGACCAGCAUGUUAUUGAUUUCAUCACAGAGCAAUACAACAUCUCAAUGGUACAUGACCAACAUCUAAAUAUUGGUACAAACUAUGGUGUAAACUCAGACACAAUGACUCGAGCUGAAAUCCAAUCAAAGCAAGUACUUUUAGAGCACGAACAAAUGGACCCCAGCAAUCAUAUUUUCAGCUCCAGUGAUAACUCUGCCAUGAACUUCUUGCAGCAGUUUACUCACAACUUGGGAAACAGGAUGAGGAGCAGUAGUUAUAAUGUCAAUUCUUUUGAGGAUUCAUCACAUGAACUUCUGUCUGAUAAGCAAAUGGACCACACCUCUAAUAAUUGUUCCGCAAAAUUUGGGUUUGAUCAAGCAAUGGAGUCAAUGCAGCAGUCAAUAUCGAUGAGUGAGACACAAGCUACACACCACAUGCAUAUGCAAUUUAUGGAUCAGUCAUUAGAACCAGACAUUGAUCAUGAGCAGGAAGCCGGCAAUAAUGACAUGGAUUCAAAUUUUGUAAAUGAAGAUGGAGAGCAAGCUACAGACCUGAACUCAGAUUGCAGUGAUCAUGAUCAGCUUGACGUUGAGGAUGAUUUAAAAUAUCGGAGGAAGAACGGUAAAGGGCAGGCCAAAAACCUUGUUGCAGAGAGAAAGAGAAGGAAGAAGCUUAAUGACAGGCUUUAUGAACUUAGGUCUUUAGUUCCCAAUAUCUCUAAGUUGGACAGAGCUUCAAUUCUUGGGGAUGCAAUAGAGUAUGUGAUGGAGUUGCAGAACCAAGUUAAGAAACUCCAAGAUGAACUUGGCGAUGAUCACGAUCACGAAGAUGAUCAUCAAAUUCAUGAAGGUGCUGCAAAUAGGAAGUGUGGCCAACAUAACAGUAUACAAUCAGAGAUUGAUCAGAGUCAAAGUGGGAUUGAUCUUAAAACUGAGCAAAUUGAUCAUAAAUGUCCAAAUGAGUUUCAUUUGAGAACAUCAGGAGACAAUAGUGCCUCGAAACAAAGCCCCGAAUCAGAAGUUAUCCAUGAUCGCAAGACACAGCAGAUGGAGCCCCAAGUGGAAGUAGCUCAGAUAGAGGGGAAUCAGUUCUUUGUGAAGGUAUUCUGUGAGCACAAACCUGGUGGAUUUGUGAGAUUGAUGGAGGCUUUGAGCUGUCUGAGCCUUGAAGUUACUAAUGCCAAUGUAACUAGCUUCAGAUGCCUUGUCUCCAAUGUCUUCAUUGUAGAGAAAAAGGAUAGUGAACUAGUUGGAGCUGAUGAAGUGAGAGACUCAUUGCUAGAGCUAACAAGGAAUCCAUUAAAAUGGCGCAGUGAUGAAAUGGCGAAAGCAUCGGAGGUUGAGAUUGGCUCGGACAACAAUCAUCAUCAUCAAUCCCAUCACCAAAACCUCCACAACAACCAUUUCAGUCCCUAUUAAUUACAUCAUCUUCCUACUGAAGCAUAA